This is a messenger RNA of Coccinella septempunctata (seven-spotted ladybird), 1311 nucleotides long. RefSeq lists its product as uncharacterized. NCBI's taxonomy places the organism in Eukaryota, Metazoa, Arthropoda, Insecta, Coleoptera, Coccinellidae. The record is from RefSeq and is a predicted model, not a curated record. The coding region runs from base 75 to 1271 and encodes 398 amino acids. The transcript has 2 exons.
AUGCUCGAAUUAGAGAGUAUCAGUUUAAAUGAAAUUCAUACCUAUGAAACACGUUCUCAGUGAAACAUUAGAGAAUGGAAUCCAAAAUUGAAGUAACUAAAUCUUUAAGUAAAGCUCUGCAGAGUAAGAAUUACAAAAUUAUAGAGUAUGAAUUUCCCGAGAUAGAAUUCGUAGGAGGAUAUGUAGCAAAAAUGAUAAAUGUGAAAGUGACCGUUGAGAAGGAUGGCGUCAAGGAUCUUCUAGAUCUCUUAGUUAAAAGCAGUGUGAACUCAUCAGAAGAUAUGUUCACUGAAGCUUACCUAAACGAGAUAGACGUCUACUCGAAAAUUGUGUCAAAUUUCGACAAAUUCGCCGAAGAACGCGGGGUGGAAAAAUUCAGAAAUCUCCCGGAUUUUUAUGGAACAUCGAUAACAGAUGAUCGUUUUGUCGUGGUAUUGGAGAACUUAGUACCGAAAGGUUUCAAGGUGCGCGAUUUGAAGCCUCUGGAUAUGGACCACUUGAAGCUUCUUCUAGAGGCGUACGCCAAAUGGCAUGCAUUCAGUUUCGCCCUGAAUGAUCAAAAGCCGGAAAUCUUCAGACAGUUGGGGAAACGAAAUAUUGAACUUGAAGAUUGGAAGAUUGCUGAUGCGACUCUUACAGCUUUUGAGGAACAAAUAGAUUACCUACUGAGUUUGUAUGAAAAAAGAGAUAGACCUGAUAUUGUGCGUAAACUUAGAGAAUUAAGAAAGAGUUUUAAAAUUCUUAUGAAGGAAUUUUUGAAGAAUACGAAUGAAGAAUACCUUGUUGUCACUCAUGCAGAUGUUUGGAACAACAAUUUUCUUUUCAAAUAUAAUGAGAAAUUGGAGCCUAUCGAAGUUAAAAUUGUCGAUUGGCAAACUGCAGUUGUUGGAUCUCCAAUGAUCGACAUCGCCCAGCUUUUCUUCUUCUGCUGUUUCAGUCAAGAACUCAAUCACAUGGACGACUUACUGUUGUUUUAUCACAAUACUCUAUCGGAAAAAAUAAAAGAGCUAGGAAGUAACCCCGAAAACUGUUUUCCCCGAGAAGCUUGCUUGAAAGCUUUUAAAAGAUACGCUGCUCUAGGAAUUGGAGGCAUGCCUUUCUUAAUGAGAAUGCAGUUCAAUAAUAUAGAUAUGAGUCAUACGUAUGAUCUUGUCGAGAAUGACAGUGGGAAUUUCAGCUCCAUACUAGGAGAUGGUGUAUCUGACUUGGAAAAAUUCUUUGAACAAGUUGAUGCCAUAUUUGACCUAUGUAUAGAACGUGAUUUACUGUGAAGAUAUGUGCUGAAAAAAUAAAAUUUCUUUUGUUCACUAA